AUGACGACCACGCCUUUAACUUCUACUACCCAACCCAGCGGUGUGCUGAUUCGGGACGGCUUCUUGGCCUCUGUCUCGGCUCCGAAAUCCUCUGGUCUCCGAUACCCCCUCGUCUCCUCCCUCGCCUCAACAUCUCGUUCCCCGCGAUUCUCCCGCCGUGCCUUUCAUUCCACGUCGCCAUUAGACUCGGCGACUUCGCGAAUCUCAUAUCGAGUCGCUGCGUCCUCAUCCGGCAAAGGCCGCCGGUUCCAUCCGGCCAAAAACACCUACAAUUUCACCCCCGACCUCCACGAAGCCAUUGGGGUCGCAACAGACACAGAGAACAAGGCGCUCCGGCGAAAGAGGAGGCCUGACAGUGGUGAAGAUGCGUUCUUCGUGAGCAGAGUCGGAAGUAAGGACUCUGGCGCAGUAGCCUUUGCAGUCGCCGACGGUGUGGGUGGCUGGGCCGAGUCGCGCGUCGAUCCAGCAGACUUCUCGCAUGCGCUAUGUGGCUACAUGGCUCAAUCGGCCAUAUCCUGGGAGUCGCCCGUCGAAGAACUACGGGCGAAGAACCUUCUCCAGACUGGAUACGAUCAAGUCGUAGCAGAUGAGACAAUCCGAGCCGGAGGCAGUACCGCGUCAGUCGGCGUGGCAUAUCCAGACGGACGAAUCGAGCUGGCCAACUUGGGCGACUCGGGCUCGGUCCUCCUUCGCCUUGCGGCGGUCCACCAUUACACCGUCCCGCAAACCCACGGCUUCAAUACUCCGUACCAACUCAGCAUCAUUCCGCCGCGCAUGCGCGCUCAAGCGUCCAUAUUCGGCGGUGCCUUCCUCGAGGACUUCCCGCGCGAUGCGGCCGUCACCAACCUCCACAUGCAACACGGCGAUGUCCUCAUUCUAGCCACUGACGGUGUUUUCGACAACCUCAACAACCAAGAUAUGCUCAAGCUCGUCACGAGUCGCAUGGUUCUCACGGGCGCCUGGACUGCCGACCCCGACGCUGGCAUCCGUCCUUCGGAGGAUCUCAAACAAUUAACCAGCCCAGAGGGCUUGUCCUCUUUGCUUCCUACGCCACCAUCCUCACCCUCCUCCGACCCCGAAUCCCCGAAAUCAUCCUCCCCCAGCACGCGCCAGCAGACAUACACACUCCAAUCCCUCAUUGCCGCCACGAUCGCCGGCGAGGCCAAAUUGGCCAGCAUGGACAUGCGUCGUGACGGACCUUUCGCCAAGGAAGCCCAACGCUACUAUCCAGGCGACUGGUACCGCGGCGGGAAAGUCGACGAUAUCAGUGUGAUCGCCGUAGUUGCCGUGGACGAGGGAUACUCAGGGUGA
This is a messenger RNA of Aspergillus niger, 1311 nucleotides long. RefSeq lists its product as uncharacterized. The coding region runs from base 1 to 1311 and encodes 436 amino acids. The record is from RefSeq and is a predicted model, not a curated record. The transcript has 2 exons. NCBI's taxonomy places the organism in Eukaryota, Fungi, Ascomycota, Eurotiomycetes, Eurotiales, Aspergillaceae.